Pungitius pungitius (ninespine stickleback) is the source of this 5191-nucleotide messenger RNA. RefSeq names its product chemokine (C-X-C motif) receptor 3, tandem duplicate 1 (gene cxcr3.1). Bases 3692 to 4918 code for a protein of 408 amino acids. Gene Ontology annotation, biological process: G protein-coupled receptor signaling pathway; inflammatory response; immune response. The record is from RefSeq and is a predicted model, not a curated record. The transcript has 4 exons. NCBI's taxonomy places the organism in Eukaryota, Metazoa, Chordata, Actinopteri, Perciformes, Gasterosteidae. Gene Ontology annotation, cellular component: membrane; external side of plasma membrane. Gene Ontology annotation, molecular function: C-C chemokine binding; C-X-C chemokine receptor activity; C-C chemokine receptor activity.
GACGAGUGGGUGCUUCCUCACCAGCUCCUUUCCGGUGUGUCAGUGGCUCUUCUUCCUUCUUCCUCCUUCCUCCUCCUCCUCCUCCUCCUCCUCUCCGGGGCCUGUGUUACUGCCCCCUGCUGGACUGGAUCGUAUUAGUAGAUGGAGCCACUUUUCCACCACGUGAGACGGCCGCGUGAGAUCCAUCAAACACGGCGGCGUCCUCAGAGCUGUGGGUACGAGCCGCUCUUUGCGUCCGUCCUUCAAACAACCAUCGACCAUCCGUCCCUGCACACCUGUGCCUGAAGGCUGGUGCAUGAAGUAGACGUCGUGCACAGUGCACAGUGUGAAGAUUGUUUACCAAAACGAUCAAACUAACUGAAAGGAACAUUUUGUUCUAACCACAAAUACCUGCUUACACCCCCUCGUUUCCACCAUUAGUUUAUAUGUAAGAGAGACAUUUCCAGAUGUCCAUAACAGACUAAUUUAUCACAGUUGAACAUCAGCAUGACAGCUGUAACAUUUCAAUAGCUCUAUUUGGUUUAUGAGCACGUUUGACUACAAACUCAAUUUUUAGCUAAUUUAAUUCUAUUUUAAAUCUUUUAACGUAUAUUUAUUUAUUUAUUUGAGCAGUAACCAUUCUGCUCAAAAGGAGUGGGCCGAAGCAAAAGAGCUUAUAUAUUUGUCAUCUCACAAUAGUACAGACUAUAGUGCCAAAUACAACAAAACAACAUCAACAAUUACAAAACAACAGCAAGAGGGAUUAUAUACACUUACAAUGUCUGAUCAUGGUAGAAUACUCCUAAUGGACAAUAUUUUCUUUUUUAUACUUGUCAAAACGUAUCCUUCAUCUUUUUAAUGACUGUUUUUUUGGUGUGAAAAUGUGGUUUUUGAUCGUCAUGGCAACAAAUGUCACACAGGAAAUCCACAAAGGUGUUGCAUGUCGACUUUAAAAAAAAAGAAGGAAAUUUGCACAAAUAAUCUGUUUUCGUCCUCUUACCCUUGUAAAACUUUUAGCAAAAGGCUUCACAUCAAAUCAACCCUUCGUGGACAACGCAGCUCAACCCAAAGACUCUGUUUUUCUCCUUUGUAGAAAUGUAGAACAUAUUAACGUUCAAAGUCUCUAAGACACUUUUAAGCACAUUUAAUGAUCCAUUGAGGUCGUUAUCCCUUUGGUAUUCGUUGGUAUAUAUAUAAAACAAAGCACUUUAUUCUAAAAUUUUAGGCAAAGAAAGGAUGCAAGAUUAUAAAGGAACUUUAUACAAAUUAAGGCCAUAGAUUUGUUGGUCCAACUUAAUCUCUGACGUUACUGAGAUAUUAACCUACAAUGUGGUUACACCACUCUCAGUUAAACCAGAAGAAGGAAGGAGGUGUGUAAAAAACGGAGCCUCGUACAAACCCGUUCUGACAGGUGGUCGAGGUUUGGAUAUUUCCGCAUUAACAUCACGAAUAGUUAGUACAACUUCUAAAAUCAGCGUUCAGAGUUUUUCAAAUGGCCAAAAGUACGGGAUCAUAGAAAUCAAAACUGGAAAUGUAUUUGGUUCUUUCAGUUCCACCACAGAAAUACCUUCAUGGUUUCACAGUUGCUGUUUAAAAAAACAUGCCAUGUAAAAAAAUUGUUUUACUCUUUUUUUUUUUACUCUUUAGUUUAUUCAGAAUCUUAAAAGCUUAUAUAGACAAAAACAAUGCCAUUUAAAAAUGUGAAAGAAGUGUUUUUUCUGUCUUAAGAGUCAAAAGAGGAAAAGCAUUAUAGUGUUUGUGAAGUAAAGAGACUCUCAGUAUGAGCUGCUCUCUUCUGUGGAUCUCAACAUGAAACACAUUCACGAAUCACUGUUGCACAUUUUUAAGUUGUUUCAGUUUAGAUCUUGAAUAGCUCGACAUCAUAUUUUUUUUUACAUUCAUUGUGUCAGCAACACAAUAAAUGUUGGUGCCAAUAAAAAUUCAAUAUGGCUAAAAUUUGUCAAUAUAAUGGCCAUUUGUUACUCAUAAUUCAUUUAUUUAUUAUUCAUCUCUCUUUAUAAUGUUCUUUCUUUGUUCCCCACAUGUGCUUCAUAAACCAACGGCUGGAUUUUAAAAGUCAAUUCUUUGUUUGACAGGAAGUCAGCGUAAAGCCCUGAGAACGGGGGUCAUGUGAUCCUCUUUUCCUUCGUCCUUCAUUUACUCUUUAGGUGACUGUUUUGAUAUAACGUGUCCAGGUCACGAUGUUGUGUGAUGUCAUCUAGGCCUGUAUGGCUGACUGAGUUAAAUUGUGUCAUGGUGUUUGAACAGCUGUUAUCUGAAGGCUGAACCCAGGCCACAACCAGGCCACAACCAGGCCACAACCAGGCCCAGGAGGUCCACGCAGGCUACAGCACAGCUGCCAGGUACUGACAGGAGCUGUGUGAGCCUCUGGCCGACAACAUUAUGACAUUGUGUGUUUUGCAUGUCUUUUGCAACGAACCAGGGGGUCUGCAAGGCGUACGUCCUUGAAACCACGAGUCUUUCUUCAGUUGAGCAACAGAUCAGAAUAAUCGUGAGGGCUGUGAAACCGACAAACCCACAGAGAGUCUGCGAAGACCUGAUUAACACUGCUCUUGUACUCAAUUGGCUUACAUAAUCUCUUUCGACAAAUUUAAUUUUAUAAGUGCAUAAUUAGAUUUCUCGUUCUUAGAAACCCAUGUUUUCGUCGCAAUAAUUUGUCACAAUAAGAUAUUCUACAAUGGGGUAAUUCACAGGAUGGACAGUGCACAGUAGGUACAUGGUCAAUAACCAGAGCAGCAGUAGGUACAAAAUAUGAUGCACACAAAAAUGAAAAUAAAGAAGUAGUGCAAAGACCACAGUAACUAACUAUACUAAAUAUGUGCACAGUGUACCCCAGUGGUUGCACAUGUGUUCCAGUGUUCUUUGGUCCUUUCCUGUGGUCCACUGGGUGUGCAGGAGGUCGUGCAGGAGGUCGUGCAGCCUGGCAGCAGCAGGAAGGCUCUGUGGAUGAGCCGACAUGCUGCUGCCCCAGCGGACCACUCCAUAAAACAUCAACACCGAUGCCGGAUCGAUGUGCAAACCGUACUGGGUCCAAAGAUGAGCUCCACAGGGCGGAGAUGGACAAGGACCAGCCUCUCCAGGGUCUUCAUCAGGUACAUGGCGCCAUUUGCUGGCAGCCAUCAAGGGAAAAUGAAAUCAAUCUUGUAUUUCCAUCAAAUUUGCCUCACUAAUCUGCUGGGCUUUAUUGGGAAACAUGAUCUUCCCUUAUGGUCCAAAACAUUGAAUUUCACAGUUCAACCAAACAUUACAACAUUCUAAAUGUUGACAAUUCAGUUCUUCUUGCCCUUAGAUCUGACUUGCAAAGACCCCUCGCAAUUCUCUCACUGCAACACCUGCAAAACGAGGGAAGACAAGGUGUGAAACAAACAGGAAAAAGCUCUGAGGCGUCCUGGCGAUGGGGAAGCAGACACUUUCAAGCCGGAACUGCCACUCAAACAUCUGCAUGUAGACUAUCACGUUAACAUGACAUUCUUGAGGAUGUGAAAGUGAUUCAUGGGGGAGAUCAUGAGCUGAUGGAGUGUGAUAGAAAUCCUAUUAGAGCUCUUUCAUGAGCUCAUUAACUGUGCAACAAACGGCCCGUUCUUUCCUGAUAAAACAUUUGCAUACUGAGUAUAUGUUAAAUCCAGCAGUUCUUCAUGAUUGACAGCUUUCUUGUCAGACCCGUUGUCUUUGGUUUCCACGCGUGGUACACAUGUUAGAGGCAGGUAUCUCCCACGUGGGCUUCCUCUUUACUGGUUUUGUCCUCUCUGAUCAUUCAUGCUCUGCGCUCUGCCUGCUCACUGAAGAUAACACAUCACAAGAUUACAACUCGAGUUCAGCGAUGGACCUCCUGUCCACGAUGGAAGGGAACUACUCCGACAUCGAAGACUUGUACGACAAUUUCUCCUACGACGAAGACGACGUGUGUGAUCUGAACGAGUCGAGGCCCCUCGAGGCGGUGUUCGUCCCCGUUCUGUACUCCGUGGCGUUCGUCGUCGGCAUCCUGGGCAACGGCGUGCUGCUCGGCGUCCUGGUCAAGAGCAGGAGGUCCUGGAGUGUGACGGACACCUUCAUCCUCCACCUGGGGGUGUCCGACGUCCUGCUGCUGGUGACUCUGCCCGUCUGGGCCGCUCAGUCCGCCCAAGCCGAGGGAUGGACCUUCGGCGCUCCUCUCUGCAAGAUCACCGGCGCCCUCUUCACGAUCAACUUCUACUGUGGCAUCUUUCUGCUGGCCUGCAUCAGCCUGGACCGCUACCUGUCCAUCGUCCACGCCACCCAGAUGUACUCCCGCAGGAAGCCCGGCGUCGUCCACAUCAGCUGCUUGGCGGUGUGGCUCGUCUCGCUGCUCCUCACCAUCCCCGACUGGAUCUUCUUGGAUGCCGUGAAGGUUUCCAGAGAAGGCCAAAAAACCCAGUGUGUCCGCGACUACCAGAGCUACGCCUCCGGGGAAGUGGGCGACUGGCGACUGGCGUCCCGCCUGCUCUUCCACACCGUGGGCUUCCUGCUGCCUUCGGUGGUCCUGAUCUUCUGCUACUCCUGCAUCCUGCGCCGGCUGCGGUGCGGCGCCCAGGCCCCCCAGAAGCAGAAAGCCUUCAGGGUCAUCGUGGCGGUGGUGGCCGUUUUCUUCCUCUGCUGGACGCCGUACAACAUCACGCUCCUGGUGGACACACUUCACUCCGGCGACAAGAACGACACCUGCGGCGCCAGAACCUCCCUGGGAACGGCCAAGAUGAUCACCUCCUCCGUGGGUUACCUCCACUGCAGCCUCAAUCCCGUCCUCUACGCCUUCGUGGGCGUGAAGUUCCGACGUCAGCUCCUCCUCAUCCUGCGGUCCCUGGGCUGCAGGGUGAAGAUGGGCGCCAAACUGCAGUCGGUGACCAGCAGGAGAAGCUCCGUUUGGUCUGAGUCUGGUGACACGUCCAACUCCAUGGCCAUCUAGGAGAGAGACACCAGCGCAGAGACGGCAACGCGAAAGGUUUCUGGUAAUGUCUUGAGUUAUUGACCUGUGUGUGGAUCUAUUUUUCUUGUAUUUCCCUUUUCUUCAUUGCAACAAGACGCUUGUUCUCUGUAAGUUACUAAUGCUGUAUACUGCUUUCAAAUGGAUUUCAUGCCACAAUAAAAAGUUCCCUUAAGUUGUGUUUUUGUGAACGGAUUGUUUCACACAUUACAGUACAACAGACCCAACAGGUUCUCUUAAAGGCAGAUUUAGGUA